Messenger RNA from Paramuricea clavata, 6088 nucleotides. The record is from the annotation of a GenBank genome assembly. NCBI's taxonomy places the organism in Eukaryota, Metazoa, Cnidaria, Anthozoa, Malacalcyonacea, Plexauridae.
GCUGAAGACGUGACUGCCGCACAACACACGCUGAAACGUUCGAUAGCGCCUGAAGGCAAUACACCUGGAAAACCAGAGCCAAAAUUGCGGUCAACGUCGACGAAUAGAGCGAAGAAAACUCUAUUCGGUAAUGUUAAAGCUAGUACGGAGUCGGGUAGCAGAUCGAGUUGGUCAAAUGAUGAAGUAAAAGCUCUCGUCCAGUAUAUUUGUCUUUACUGGCCACAAGCAUGGACUAACAAAUGGCCAGUUACCAAAAACCAGAAUUUUUGGGAAAAUUGCGCGCAAGCCAUCAACGUUAGUUGCAAAUCUAACCGAACAGGUACAUGUAUUUGCACAAUUGUUUGUGUUGCUUGAUAAAUAUUCGUAGGACUUGUAUAUUUCUCGCGAAUGUUUAUAGGGCCAUUCCCAAGAAAUACACACAUCCCCAUGUACGAGGUAUUUAUUUUUCAAAUCCGUCGGAAUAUUUUAGCUUUAUGGUAUACCCCUGGAAAUUUCGUAAAUUCUACAACCCCUCGGAAAAUGUCGUCCAUAGGGGUGUGUGUAUGUUAAAUGGAAUGGCCCAUAAUUGUUUUUAUAUUUUGACUCCUCAAUCGAUCGAUUAUUUUGUUAAUUUAUAAUAUUAACAUCAUUAAUGUGUAAUGUUCUAAUAAAGGCUUUAUAUCCUUUCAGGUGUGUCUUGUAGAUCCAAAGUUACAAAGCACCUAUGCAAGCAGUAUGAAACCCUCUCUCAGGCUGAGGAUGAUUUAGAGAUUGACUAUGUGUUCACUGAUGACAUUCUAAGAGACAGUAAGGAAAGCACACCAAUUUCAAAAUCUCAAACAAUUUCCCACUUGGAGUCUCUCUCGCCCAUUUUCCAAUGUUCUCCAGUUGGGCAAACGUCAAGUAAUAUUGGGGACUCCGUGCAAAAUCUAUUGAAGUCAUUCAAGUGUUCAAUGUCAGCAAGACUGAAGAAGCAACUCAUAAAUUAUCUUUUCAAACUUUAUAUCGUUGAUAUUUGGGGGAAUGAAUUUUGCUCAUUUGUAGAACAUGACUUUCUAGAAAUUAGUUUGAAUGCAAUGAACACUUUAAAAAGAGCAAAUAAAUUUAAUUUAGUGUUAUUACUGUCCAAAUGUUUCUUUACAAGCAACCAGGAUUCUCGACCCCGAAUGCCAUUAGAUAGGAUGCCAUUUGGGCUUAUCGAUCACAACAUCCGUUUCUUUGCAUGCAAUGCUAUUCAGAGUGUACAUGCCGAAAAACAUUACACAAGUUGGAUUGAAACCAUGUUUUCCCAUUUCGGUCAUAAAUGGUUAAGUUUGUUCAGAGGUCCAGCCUGGCAAUAUGAAACCCAGCCUGGAAUGGAGUCAUCAGGUGAACCUAUCCCUUUACUUGAUACAAGCAAGGUAUCAAGUAAUUCCCCUUGCGGCACCCUUCAACCAGUAAUGCUUCAGUUUUGGAACCCGCAGCACAGACCUGUGAAUCUUCUCCUGUUUCUGAUGAAACCAGCAUGUCAAGUCCCUCAAUUAUGCCAGUUGAAACCCCUUCAACCACCAGCAUAAUUGAACAUGCUAUACUUGAUAGUGGCAUCCAAGCUGAUAUUACAGAUGAGAUGCAUUUGUAUUUAUGCAAUUCAAAUGGAAACGAACAGUCAAAUAGUGAAGGAGCAAACUUGAUUCAAAUGGCGUUGGAAAGUAGUGGUAUAAACUUGCUUCAUUUACCAGUUGCUUGUAAAUCAAAACGCAGAAGUAGCGUAUCUCACUUGUGGACACAAUUGACACUCAGUGAAACUGAAGAAAUCAUGGAUGGUAAUGUAUCACCAAGGCAGAUGGAACACCAUCACCAUAUUGCACCAAACGCUUGUACUCGUCGAAGUUGUAAUAGUGGAUUAUAUGAUCCAAUGAAGGUAUAUGUCAAAAAAUCAGAAUAUGUGUAUAAAAACAAUGAGUUUUGUUUUUCCAUAAAGGUUGAAAGAAAUUAAAAUCUUGAUAAAAUCCACAAAAAUUUUAUCUGCAAAUUUCGUAUUAAACUGACAAUAUUUUGUGCACUUAAAAUGGAUAAGUUUCGCUACCAAUCCCUGUUGGCUGAAAAGCUCAACGAGUAGAGUGGCGGUCUGGAAACCUGAAGAUGAAUGUUUGAUUCUCGCUCGAGUCAAUGAAUUUUUGUUGUCUCAUAGUAUUGUCAGUUUAACCCAUUAAGCUGCAGAGCUUCCGCAUUGACGAGUAAAAUCGUCUGGCGUUAGACAAGUAAAAAGAAUAAGUAGGGCUCACUGGGGCGCAUUGCGGCUCAAUGGGUUAAUAUGAAAUAGGAGUAACUUGUAUUCGGUAGUUAAAAUUGUAUAUACAUGGUAUCGUAUUACGGUUAAUACCAAGAUACGUGUACUGUACAUAAUACAUGUACAUAAGACUUUGACAGUAUACAGUGUGUUUCAUUAGAUUACAUGAACGUUUAUUUCAUAGAGUAAAACAAAUGUUGCGUGUUUGGGAGUAAGGCAAAUUCAGAAGAAUAUUGUCUCAUCAGGAUUCACCAGGAAUGCAAAAAUACAAGUAAGUUGGAGAACAUUGUCGUAGUAAAUGAGUACAUGUAAAAUGAAUAAAGUGGGGAAAGGAACAGGAUGUAAUGAUAUGAUAGUGUCAUAUUAUACGUACAGUAUAAUUAUAUGGUAUUCUGAAGCGCUUUACAUCAAUUACCUAACAAGGUAGUCCUACAUUUACGGUGCCUCUUGGACCUAUAUCUACAUUCCUUGUUUACUGAGACCCAGGUGAUGGUUUUACUGAGGGAGGAAAACCUGAGUACCCAGGAAAAACCAUAGAAGUACAGGAGACACCAACUGAACUCCAAUGGUCAAUUAUGCUUCUAGAUGGGGUCUUUUGAAGUGGUCAGCUACUGUGGUACUAGCCUUGCUGGCAGUAUUAUAAACAGACUUUUUUCAUUACAAUAUAAUUUUUCAAAUUAAUUAAUUACAGGUUGAAGCUUUAAAAAAUGCCCAAAAAAGUUGUCCAGAUGGAAGGUGGUGGGUGAAGGCUGAUGCCUGUGACAUAAGAAAAGGUCUCCGGGAAAGUGUGGCUGGAAAGUGGGCUGGUGAUGAAGACUUAGGUGAUAAAACCUUGGAAGAACUCUUUGCUGAAUACAGAAAGAGGUGUGCAUUCGUCAAGAAUCUAGAGAUUAGGAAUAGGGAUAAGAUGAAAGAAGAUUGUGAGAUUCUACUGUCAUCUGUAAACAAGGAUGGUGAGUUUCUGGCUAGUGGUGAGAAAGAGGCAAGAAUUGCAUAUGAGAAGGCACUGGAAAGAACCAAUUUGUCAGAAAAUUCCAUGAUGGAGCUAUCGUGGCAACACAUUGGCUUUGUAGAACUGCAGAAAACACUGGAGAAAGUUCAGGCGACGUUGUCAUUCAUCUCAACAUCCAUAAUCCUUGGUGAUGACGCAACAGUAAAGAAAAUCUUACCGGAUUUCAAGAGGGAACUUUGCAUCUUUCUCAAAGGUUUAUAUAGCAAGAGGCGAACUGCUGCAAGUCAUCUGAUGGCGUUUAUGAUCUCGGAUGAAAGACGAAAUUCUAAACCAUACGCAAUACCAGUGAGAUUCUUACCUUACCAAAGCAUAGGUGAUGGGAAACUGAGAGAGCUGGAAGAAGAGUUGGAAAAUGAAAUGAAAUCUAUUGACAUGGUUACUGUUGGUAUGUACAAAAGAAUCUAGUUAAACUCAGUUGAUUGGUCAGUCUUGGUUAGUGUAGUGAUGUAUUUGCUAAAAAAAUUCAAGCACACUCACAAUUUAUAAUCACAGAUUGUGUUUGUCUCAGAACUUGACGGUUAAUUCAGCAACCAUCAAGUCUGAUUUAAUCGAAAAUUUGAUGUGUCAAUUUUAUAUUGCAUAUUAACAGGUUUCACUACGGAUGGAGAGUUCAACUCUCUGAGAACAACAGGGAAAAAACGCCCAAUCUCUAUUGUUGAGUUGAUUAAAAACGCUCGAAACUCUGCAAAGAGUAUAAAAGCUGCUGAUGUCAACAAGUAUUUUAAACUUAAUGAUCAAGGUAUGUUCUUUUUAAUGCAGUGACAGCACUCAUUUAUCAGCCAAUUUCUUAUCCAGGACCAAUGGAAAAGACCUUACUGUUUAUUGCAUUUUCACAAAUGGCCUCAUUUCUGUUUUAGAAUGGCAGGCGCAUGCAUGUUCAGGUUAUACCCUAUAUAUAAGCAUAUGCUUUUUGCAUGAAUAUAAACCUAAAUUUACAGGUCAAUCCUUACCCUUCUGUACACAAUACUGUAUAUAACCAACAUGAAAACAAGGCCAUUAGGUAAAAAGCAACUAAUAAACGAUAAAGUAUUGUAUAUUGUACUCAAUCAUCUCUUUAUUCUAUAUGUUCCCUUAUUUAAUCAGUGCUCUUAUUUUUUGUUUAAGGGGUUCCAAUAGAACAGCAUCCAGCAAUACCAACAGAGGAUGUUAAAUGGUUGUACAACUUCAUUAAACAUGGGAGAGAUGACCAAAUACCUUUGCACAAUGCUCUAUUGAUAAUGCGCAGAACCCUCUUUCCACUCCAUCACAAUCCCCACCCAUGGAUUAAAGGCAAGUUCAUGUAACAUGGCACAAUAAUGAAAAUAGAAAACUUUUCAUACAUGUGCAGACGUUUGUCUUCUAACAGACAAGUACAUGGUAGUGAGGCUACUGAGGGAAAUCUUAUUCAUUUGCUCCUCUGCCUCAAUUUCAUGUAGUUGUGAUGCAAUUACUGAGGUCUACUGCGUAUUGUAUUUUUUUUUUCAUUUUAUCUGUUUGACAGGAAGAAAAGAAACAACAACGGAGAUAAUGAAGUCCAUUAUGGCCAUAUAUUUGUUCCGGUUUUAAAUAGGACGCCUAGCAAAUCUUGCAAAUGAUCCAGCUAACUUCAGUAAAUUUCUCUAUCAGCCUGAGAUUGAUCACGAAACUGGCGAACGUGUCCACCAAAGAGAGGACCACAACCAUCUACUCAAAAGAAUAGUUGCUAGCCUCCAAGAGGGAAACAUACCAGGAAUAGAUCUAAGAUUCAUGCGAGACGCGCUACAUGAUACAUCAACUGGCUUAACAUAUGAAGCACUUACUGGAAAAAACAAGCAGUCGGUGCCAGACUGUGAGAGGAUCAUCUCCGUGGGAGUAAUCUCUUUUAUGGAAAAGAAUGGGCACUUAAGUGAUAGUAGGGUACUGACUGUACUACGGAAUUGGCAUCGCGCGGUGGAUGGAAGAGGUUUAUCUGAUGAGACACGUUUAUCCUAUCUUCAAGACAUUAAGAACUGGUUGCUAGAUGAUUGGAUGCCAUGGCACAUGACCAUCCAAGAUUACUCUACAAUAGACGUGAACAGGUUAGUUGAGACUGGUUUUAGUGGUUUAUCGUGAUGUUACAUAUUCAGAUUUUUAACAAAGAUUACUAAUGAACCAUAAGUUACAUUACAUAUACUGUACCUGGCAAUUUAGCAGUCUGUGUAUCUUUGUUAAAUAUUUUUAUGUGUAACAUCACAUACAAUUAAGCUUUGAACACGAGGUUUUCAUCCUGUUGUACAACUUUACUUUAGAACAGAAUAAGAACUACUGUACCAACACGAAAAACAUCUAGAUUUUAGUACUAAUUACUUUUAUCGUAUUUAAUGUUAGUGUAGACCUAUCAAGGGAAUUUGUGGACUAUCGCGAGAAACUGUUGUUGGCUUGGUGGCCAAUGUUGAGAGCCGUAUUAUCCGCCAGAAAGAAUAUUUAGAAAGAGGACUUCCUCCCGAGCAUCCACGGUCAUCUUCAACUGAUGAUGUAGAAGGAUUAAUGUCUCUCCUUCAUGAAGUGUUUGGUCCUGUUUUCGACAUGAAGCAGUUCUAUGACGAGUGUCCUAAGAUACUCAACAAAUUCAAGAAACGCAUUGACCCAGAUUUUCCCUUCUUCUACUACACGGGAGCAAAACAAAGGUACACUGAUUUCCAACUUCCUUCAUUUAAUGAACCAUCAGGGCCUGGAGUUGUGGAAAGACUUACAAUAUUAAGAUCUCAAGGAGGGGAGACCCUGGUAUUUUCGUUUCUAACAGGGCUUCAUUACCACAGAAAGGCCAACUGACAGUUCGUGCACAAUUUCACAAGGCACCAAUUGCAUUACCCCCACCAGUUCAGAAAUGA